Caenorhabditis briggsae is the source of this 1107-nucleotide messenger RNA. The record is from RefSeq and is a predicted model, not a curated record. The transcript is spliced from 8 exons. Gene Ontology annotation, molecular function: magnesium ion binding; ribose phosphate diphosphokinase activity. Gene Ontology annotation, biological process: purine nucleotide biosynthetic process; 5-phosphoribose 1-diphosphate biosynthetic process. Gene Ontology annotation, cellular component: ribose phosphate diphosphokinase complex; cytoplasm. The coding region runs from base 1 to 1107 and encodes 368 amino acids. Lineage: Eukaryota; Metazoa; Nematoda; Chromadorea; Rhabditida; Rhabditidae.
AUGCCGGUGCGUGCAGAUGCAAGCUCCGGAAUGGUGCUUCUUACCGGAAACUCACAUCCGGAGUUGGCCAAAAUGGUGUCGGAACGACUCGAGAUUCGUCUUGGAGAGGCCACGGUCUACAAUAAGACUAACAGAGAAACUUCCGUCGACAUCAAGCAGUCUGUCCGUGGCAAACAUGUAUUCAUUCUUCAAAGCGGGUCAAAGAACGUCAACAACGACGUCAUGGAGCUUCUCGUGCUCAUUUAUGCUUGCAAGACCUCCAUGUCGAAGACUAUUACCGUCAUCAUGCCCUACUUGCCGUACUCCAAACAGUGCAGAAUGCUUCGCCGCUCGUCUAUCGCGAUGAAACUUGUCGCUGAGAUGAUCUGCAAAGCUGGUGCCAGCCGCUUGGUGUCGUUGGAUUUGUACAAAAAGGAGAUUCAGGGAUUCUUCUCGUGCCCAGUGGACAAUCUCCGUGCCUCGCCAUUCUUCCUUCAACACAUCAAGACAAAUAUCCCGGAUUACAAGAAUGCCAUCAUCGUCGCCAAGUCUCCAGGAGUCAUGAACAAAGCCACGUCCUACGCGGAUCGCCUUCGCCUUGGUGUGGCUGUGAUUCACGGAGAGCAAAAGGACGAGGAGGAGUCAGGUCUUGAGGAUGGACGACAAUCGCCACCACCGAAUGUCACUUCGUACGAUUUCUUGCCAGCUCAGGAGUCGAAGCAGAAGCCACCACUCACGGUGGUCGGUGAUGUUGGAGGACGUAUUGCUAUCAUGGUGGAUGACAUUAUUGAUGACGCCCAAUCCUUCGUUGCUGCCGCUGAAGUGCUCAAGGCUCGCGGAGCCUACAAAAUCUAUGUGAUUGCAACCCACGGAGUUCUCUCAUCCAUGCCCCCGCUCUUCUCGAAGCCUCCCCGAUCACAGAGUUUCUCCCCCGAAACGAUUCGGAAACGAAAGCCAACAUUGUUCCAGGUCAUCGUGACCAACACCGUGCCACACGACCUCCAAAAGAUGAGAUGCCACAAGAUCAAGACCGUCGAUGUCUCGCUGAUGAUCUGCGAAGCCAUCCGUCGCAUCUUCCACAAUGAGUCGAUGGGACAACUCUUCCGUGACGUCACCCUUGAUGACUAA